Molecule: messenger RNA, 582 nt
Organism: Emiliania huxleyi CCMP1516
Lineage: Eukaryota; Haptophyta; Isochrysidales; Noelaerhabdaceae
Exons: 5
Coding region: 1-582 (193 amino acids)
Source: RefSeq, a predicted model, not a curated record
AUGCUCGCAUUGGAGCUCCUGCCUACCGUCGCCAUCGCGUACACACUCUCCGAGCUCGUCAAGCCGCGGCCGCAGCGCUGGGUGCUCCUGCGGCACAUACGCGCCGGCGUAGAGCUCUCGUCACUACUCUUCUCGGCCGGGUGUGGCUGCGCGGGCCUGCUUCUACUCCUCGUGGUCGGAGCGCUCUCCCUGACCGGAGGAGACGACGCCGACGAUCCCGGCCGGGUCGUACUGUCGCGCUACGAUCAAGCCGCCCUGUCAGAGGCGAGGAGCGACGCGGCGCGCGAGCUAGUCUGCAUGGCAACCUUCACCGCGCUCGCCUACUUCGAUCUCCGCGCGCGCUGCGUGACGACGCGCCUCUCGUGGCUCUGGUUCCUUCGCGCGGCGAGUGCAGCAGCGGUUCGCACGCUCUGCUACGUGGCACCGCUGGUGGCAGUGCUGUUGGUGCUUCCAUUCGUGCUCCUCUGCUCGGCGCUGCAGCGGCUCGGGCUCAGCGCCGCCGCCGCGUGGCUCUCUGCCGGGCCUGCCGACUACUGUUUGCGUUACGGGCCUUAUGUUUCCGUCUACUGGCGAGACGCUUAG